ACACCCGGUUGUCGGUCAGUGAUAAUAUACCGUUGCAACUCGAGCUACGUCGUCGCGAACAAGCAUGAGAACCGUCGUAGCCUUGUGCCUUUUGGCUGUACUUUGUACCGUCGACGCGAAUAAUUUGAAUAUUCUGAAAGCUCAAGUUGAAAGAUCGAAGACCAGCGUGCAGAAUGCCGUGCGACAACUCGAGCGUCUUCGCAAAAACACCGAGCAAGAUACCGUUUUCAAAGUCAAAAAUAAGAAAAUCGAAUACAUGAUGGCAUACAACGACUACAACAAUCGGAUACUCGCUGAGAUAUCAAAGAAAGUAAAAGAUGCUAACGCGAAAGGCAAAAACGCUCAGCCUUGCUACGACAACGCGUUGAACAGUCUCAGAGAUCUCAGGAAUACGGUUACAAGCGACGACGCGCGAUGCGUUGACAUCGCGCAAAAUUCCAUCAAGAGCGAAAUUAGUUUUACCGAUAGACUCAUCUCGACUGGAAACCAGUUGCUAGGGAAAUUAAACAACAUUUUCCCGAGCUGCUACAACAACGACAUUCUCAAAAUGCAAAACUGCAUCACUCUCGAGCUGGCGAAAACAAACGUCGCGGUGAGGAGCUUGGAAAGCGAUGCCAAAUCCGCCGAGAACACCGCCAGGUCCGCGUCAUCCAGAGUCUUUCUGCAGGCCAACAAGUGUCUGAGCGACGUUUACAAUCCCGCUCAAUCGCGGAUCACCGAUAUCAAAUUGGUUGCCGACAAAUGUCUCCGAGAUCUGUAAAAAACAGAAUGUUUUCCCUUCUGCUAUGCAACAAUGUGUCUGUGCAUUUGUUGUGCGCAUCUCGAAAUUGUAUAAAAUCAGUUUUAAGAACCAAUUUGUAAUUUUGUGCUCUUCUAGUCGUUUAAAGUUUUCUUGGAAAAAUUUCACACAAUUGCAGACGUAUGCUGAACAAGCAUGUGGAUUAAAAAGAUUACUCUUUUGUUUAUCACUUUAGAAAGAUGUUCAGAUUUUAUCGCGAUGAGAGAGAGAGAGAGAGAGAGAGAGAAAAUCUCACUCGUUGUGUUAUGUCUUCUCUUUGAAACGCAACUUGAUUAGUUUUGUUGGAAUUAAAUCGAUUAAUCUUGAUACUUGAUUAAAAUAUUUCUCUACCAAUAUUUUUAUUAGAGAAAUGAAGAUCGAUAUAAUAUCUUGACGGUAAGCGUCGAUAAGAUCUAUUUAUUAGUUUAAAAGAUCUAUAUACUUGUUGCGCUAGUGAUCCGUGAAAAUAAAUUGAAAUAGGUUCUGUAAUCGUUAAGAUAAUCAUCGUUUUAUACAGAUAUAUCACACAAAGAAACACGCACAUAUAUAAAUAUAACAACAUUAUUUGAAUCUUAA
This is a messenger RNA of Pseudomyrmex gracilis, 1354 nucleotides long. RefSeq lists its product as uncharacterized. The record is from RefSeq and is a predicted model, not a curated record. The transcript is spliced from 4 exons. Lineage: Eukaryota; Metazoa; Arthropoda; Insecta; Hymenoptera; Formicidae. The coding region runs from base 65 to 760 and encodes 231 amino acids.